Cokeromyces recurvatus is the source of this 1453-nucleotide messenger RNA. Its product is annotated as glycerol-3-phosphate dehydrogenase [NAD+]. Gene Ontology annotation, biological process: glycerol-3-phosphate catabolic process; carbohydrate metabolic process. Bases 82 to 1149 code for a protein of 355 amino acids. Gene Ontology annotation, molecular function: protein homodimerization activity; NAD binding; glycerol-3-phosphate dehydrogenase [NAD(P)+] activity. Lineage: Eukaryota; Fungi; Mucoromycota; Mucoromycetes; Mucorales; Mucoraceae. Gene Ontology annotation, cellular component: cytosol; glycerol-3-phosphate dehydrogenase (FAD) complex. The record is from RefSeq and is a predicted model, not a curated record. The transcript has 2 exons.
UCAUUCCUUUUUAUUAUUAUUAUUACUGUAUCUUUAAUUCUAGUUUUUUUAUUAUUAUUAUAAGAAGCAAAAUAAAUCAAUAUGUCCACUGUUAGUAAGCAAAGAGUUACUAUUAUCGGUUCUGGUAACUGGGGUUCUUCAAUUGCUCGUGUUUGUGCUCAAAACACCAUCAAGCACUCUGAUUUCUUUGAACGUGAAGUUCGUAUGUGGGUUUACGAAGAACAAAUUGACGGUAGAAAUUUAACCGACAUUAUCAACGAAAAGCAUGAAAACGUAAAAUAUCUUCCCAACAUUAAUCUUGGUGAAAAUGUAGUAGCUAUCCCUGAUGUUAAAGAAGCUGCUAAGGGAGCUAAUGUCCUCGUCUUUGUUUUGCCUCAUCAAUUCGUUUACAAGGUAUGUGAAACACUUCGAGAUGUUAUCUCCAAGGACUGCAAGGCAAUCUCCUUGAUCAAGGGCUUGGAUUACAAGAACAACAACUUGCUCAUCUUCUCUGAAGAAAUCGAAAAGAUCUUGGGUAUCCAUUGUGCAGCCCUGAGUGGUGCCAACAUUGCUAGUGAAGUAGCUGAAGAACAAUUUGGUGAAACAACCAUUGCUUGUCGUGAUCUUAAGGAUGCUGAAAUCUUUUAUAAACUUUUCCAUACAGAUUACUUUGAUGUCAAUGUGAUAGGUGAUUGGAGAGGUCUUCAAGUAUGUGGUGCACUCAAGAAUGUAGUUGCACUCGGUGCUGGUAUCUGUGACGGUCUUCAUUAUGGUAAUAACACGAAAUCAGCUGUCAUUCGUCGUGGUUUAGUGGAGAUGAGAAAGUUUGGUAAGACAUUCUUUGGUGGUGUACAUACAGAGACUUACUUUGAAUCUUGUGGUGUUGCUGAUCUAAUCACAACCUGUGCUGGUGGUCGUAAUCGUAAGGUAGCUGCUGCUUUCAUUAAAUCAAACAAAUCUAUUGAAGAAGUUGAAAAGGAAAUGUUGAAUGGUCAAAAACUUCAAGGUACUACUACAUCUCAAGAAGUUUUCCAUUUCUUAUCUGCUAGAAACAUGACACAAGAAUUCCCUCUCUUAACUGCUAUUUAUCGUGUUAUCUAUGAAAAUGCUCCUCCUGAGAGUAUUGCUCUUGAUCUCCGUACUCGUAAUGUGACUGUAGAUAUGGAAUAAGCGCUUUUUUCUUUUUCCUUUCCUUUUUUUUUGUGUGUUUGAUCAUUGUUUAUAUAUAUUAUUAUUCUUUUUUUAUUUGUUCCCUUCUCCUUCUUCCCUUUCAUACAUAACUUUAUUUCACAUUAACUGAACGGCAAAAAAAAAAAAAAGAAAAAAAAAGAAACUACAUUACCCAUGUCAAAUUCCCUCCUAUAGGAGGACACUACUUGAACAUACUAUUUAACCUUACUAUUACUACUACUACUACUACUACACACACACACGCUAUAUAUAUAUACAUAUAAACCUCGCUUCGUAUUUUUUC